GUGUGUACGGGACGGUGACGCGGCAGUGGGGCUGGCUCUCCUCUAUGCUCCUCCGCUCUGCCUGCUUCAUAAACGGAUAUGAGAGAGCAGCACCGGAGCGGCAGUCAGCGCUGACCAUGGCGGAAGAGGACGACGCGACGGUUCGGAUUUUACAGAGCCUGCGGGGGAAAAUAUGUGAAGCUAAGAACCUGGGUCCACUCUCGGGUCCAAAUCGACAAAGGGAUCUCUGCACCUUCUGCACCAUAAGUCUGGAUCAGGAGGAGGUGUUUCGCACAAAGGUGUUCGACAAGAGCGGCAGCCCCUUCUAUGGAGAGGACUUCUACUUUGAGAUCCCUCGUCCAUUUCAGUGUUUAUCCUUCUACGUGUAUGCCAAGAGCGUUUUCCAAAGGGACCUCCCUGUUGGCAAGGUGUCUAUCAGGAAGGAUGACCUGUGUAAAUACAGUGGAAAAGAGCACUGGUGCACCCUUCACCCAGUCGAUCCUAACUCAGAAGUCCAGGGAAAGGUUCACUUGGAGAUGCGGCUGAAUGAAGUGAUCACCGAGAACGGAUCAACGGGUCAACACUUAGUGGUCCGGAUAAUCGAGUGCCAGGGUCUGCCUCUGAUCAGCGGGCAGAACUGUGACCCGUACGCCACAGUGUCCCUCGUCGGACCUGCAAGAUCUGACCAAAAGAAGACGAAGGUAAAGAAGAAAACCAGCGACCCUCAUUUUGAAGAGACCUUCUUCUUUGAGGUCACACGGACCAGCAGCUACUCUAAAAAGUCUCAUUUCCAAGUGGAGGAGGAAGACAUCGAAAAACUGGAGAUCAAGGUUGAUUUGUGGAACAAUGAGAAUCUGGCUCAGGAUGUUUUUCUUGGGGAGACGAGGGUCCAUGUGAAGAUCCUGAGAAACGACCACAUCCACAAAGCCUGGUAUCUCCUCCAGCCCAAAGGGAACGGCAGCAAGUCAAAGUCCGAUGAUCUGGGGUCUUUGCGUCUGAAGCUGACCUACAUAGAAGACACGGUGCUGCCAUCUGCCUUCUACACACCGCUCUGCAACCUGCUGCUCAAAUCCCCCGAUGUGAAGCCCAUCUCGGCGUCAGCAGCUCACAUCCUGGGGGACAUCUGCAGAGAGCGCUACGAGGCGGUCCUGCCCACGGUUCGGCUGCUGCUCCACCACAAUCGCUUUGUGCCUUUUGUCUCUGCGGUGGCAGCGCUGGAGCUGGAAAACACUCAGGAGGCUAACACUAUAUUUCGUGGCAACUCACUGGCAACACGCUGCAUCGACGACAUGAUGAAGAUUGUGGGAAAGAAUUACCUGGCUGUUACUCUGAAGCCUGUAAUAGAUGAGAUCUGUGAAUCCAACAAAACAUGUGAGAUAGACCCGGUUAAACUAAAGGAAGGAGACAACGUGGUGGUGAACAAGGAGAACCUUCAGGGUUAUGUGCAGAAGGUUUUCUCCUCCAUCACCCAGUCCAGCUCCAGCUGCCCCCCCCUGAUGUGUGACGUCUUCAGGUCCCUGAGGAACCUGGCCUGCAAACGCUUUCCAGCCGACCCUCAUGUUCAGUACUCGGCCGUCAGCAGCUUUGUGUUCCUGCGGUUCUUCGCCGUCGCCGUUCUUUCCCCUCACUCCUUCCAGCUCCGCUCCCACCACCCUGAUCCUGAGAUCUCCCGCACCCUCACCCUCAUCUCAAAAACUAUCCAGACGCUCGGCAGCUGGGGGAGUCUGUCAAAAAAACUGUCCAGCUUCAAAGAAACCUACAUGUACGACUUCUUCAAAUCAUUCCAAGAAGACAAGUGUAUCGGAAAAGUAAAAAAGUUCCUUGAUGAGAUCUCCACUAACGUCAGCAAAGAGUCCAGCGGGCUGGAGGACGCCGUGGUGCUGAAGGAGGGGGAAGUGCAGAAGCGAACCCAGGGAAGGAAACGCCUUGGAAAGAAAAAUUUUAAGAAGCGAUGGCUCAGACUGACCAACAGAGAGCUCUCCUACCACAAACAUAAAGGGAAAGAGGCCCUCUGCAUCAUCAAUGUGAAAAACAUCCAGGGCGUGGAGAAACUGGAUGAAAGUGCCUUUAACCGCAAAAAUAUGUUUCAGGUGGUGCACUCUGAGAAGCUGCUCUACGUUCAGGCGGGGAACUGUGUGGAGGCCAGCGAGUGGCUGGAGGUGCUGGGCCCGGUCAGCCGCUGCAACGAGGGCCGCCUCUCCACCUUCCAUCCGUCAAACUACACCGGUGGAGCCUGGCAGUGCUGCAGGGGCCCGAGCAGCAAUGCCCCCGGCUGCAAGCCCUGCACCACCACCGUGCUGGCCAACCUGCAGCUGGACAUCGACUGUGACCGUGAGACGGAGAGGAUCUUCUCCCUGCUCUCCGCAAACGAUGCCAAGCUGCAGAACAUGGAGGACGCGUGUGCCAGCAUGGCGGUGUACCAGGGGCCUCAGCGGGAGCAGGAGGAUUACUCCAAGUUCACCAUUCAGGAACCCAAAGAGACCUUUCAGACCCUGAAGCAGCUCCGGAACAUCAUGGAGGAGCUUCAGAGGCAGCACAACAUCCGCAGCGACACGGCGGCGCAGUACGGAAGCCUGGACAACCCCAUCAUAGGGAAAACCUCCUAACCCAGACGCGGCGCUGUGUUCUGAACCAGCCGCACCAGCAGGAGGCGCUGCACCAUGCAGAGCUAAACCGGGUCCUGAAGGAGAUCCUGGAGGUGACCCAGCAGGAGAACCAAACCCCCCCGACCUCCAGACGUCAGCAGUCCACUACAGCAGUGAGCCUACCGAGGGAAACCAGAACGAGCUCCUCUGAAACGAGUGAACCCUGUUGAGUUUCCUCUCCCCCUCCUCUGGUACCUUUUCCUCAUCUUAAUUUAUGUCCUCUUUAAAUCUACAGCUGUGUGAAAGAAGCAUCAUUACAUGGUGUGUGAAUAGGCUGCUAAUUUUCUUUUAUUCACCCACUUUAUUUUAGAUGAUGCUCUCCCAAAUCCCGUACGGUUUUGCUCUCACACCACGUGAUUUUAAUAAUCAUCUUUAUGGAGGGUGGUCCUCUAUUUGUGCCCUUUUUAAUCCUCUCUUAGUGUCCUUCCUCCUCUGAACAAAAGUGUAUAGAUAUUUUCCGAGGACAGCUGAGUAGAGGAAACCGAUCUGCCUUACUUUGAUGGAUGUUUCUUUCACAUGAAAUGCUGAGGGAAUAAUGCAGAAGCACUUUAAAUAUUUGGAGCUCUCCAAAUGGAAACGAUUAGAUACUUGGUAUCAACUCUCCCCAAUUUGAUCAGUUACAUGAUCCGUUUGUCUGUUAAAUCAUUCGUGUACAAUAACAUUUAAAGCUUGUAGAUUUUAAGAUAUUUUUCUUGACCAAAGACGAUUUCAUAGGUUUGACUUGAAGAAAAAAAAAAAAGUAUUUUGAAUACAAAUGUUUUAAAAUGGAGAAAAUGAGAUGUGUGUGUGUGUGUGUGUGUGUGUGUGUGUGUGUGUGUGUGUGUGUGUGUGUGUGUGUGUGUGUGUGUGUGUGUGUGUGUGUGUGUGUGUGUGUGUGUGUGUGUGUGUGU
Messenger RNA from Eleginops maclovinus (Patagonian blennie), 3514 nucleotides. It is a transcript of the gene rasa2, whose product is annotated as RAS p21 protein activator 2. The record is from RefSeq and is a predicted model, not a curated record. NCBI's taxonomy places the organism in Eukaryota, Metazoa, Chordata, Actinopteri, Perciformes, Eleginopidae. Bases 45 to 2585 code for a protein of 846 amino acids. Gene Ontology annotation, biological process: intracellular signal transduction; regulation of GTPase activity. The transcript is spliced from 24 exons.